Messenger RNA from Amblyraja radiata (thorny skate), 2685 nucleotides. RefSeq names its product UFM1-specific peptidase 1 (gene ufsp1). Gene Ontology annotation, molecular function: deUFMylase activity. The record is from RefSeq and is a predicted model, not a curated record. Bases 155 to 805 code for a protein of 216 amino acids. The transcript is spliced from 2 exons. Lineage: Eukaryota; Metazoa; Chordata; Chondrichthyes; Rajiformes; Rajidae.
GCCGCCAUUUUGCGCGCGGAGAGAGCGGCCGAGUCGCCGCCACCGCCAUUGUUCACCCUCCGGCGAAUAACCUUCUGUUCGGCCGGGAGAGAGCGUCAGUGGCGUCGCCCCAACCUCACCGCUGCUCAGGCUACCAGAGGACGUCACUCUAAGCAUGGAAUUAGUGAAGGAUAUUCACUCUGGUCUCCCUCUCCCCGAGUCCGAGUCUGGUGUCCAUCGGCUUUCCCUGAUCCGGGGAGAUUAUCUGUACUACCACUACGGCUGCGAUGGCAUAGAUGACUGCGGCUGGGGUUGUGGCUACCGGACAAUGCAGACCCUCUCUUCCUGGAUCAUUUUACAGCAGACUAAUCGAAACAACCACAGAGUGCCCACUCUAAGAGAGGCGCAAGAGGCGCUGGUGGAGAUGGAAGACAAGCCUCCCAGCUUCGUCAACUCCAAGACUUGGAUCGGCUCCUUUGAAAUCGCCCUGUGCAUCGAUAAAUUCCACGACGUUCCCUGCAAACUCAUCCACGUGCGGAAAGGGGGGGAGCUGCUGCAGAAAAUAGACGAGCUUCACUCGCACUUUGACACGCUGGGGUCCCCGGUCAUGAUGGGUGGAGACAGUGACAGUGCUUCAAAGGGGAUCUUGGGGGUUUUCACAGGGUCGGAGCACCACUACCUGCUUAUUUUGGACCCUCAUUACUCUGGGAAAACCCUGGACAAGGAGUAUGCCCAGAGGAAAGGCUGGGUGGCCUGGAAGAAAUUGGACCUAUUUGAUCAGAACUCAUUCUAUAACUUUUGCCUCCCUCAGUGGAAAGGUGUGUAACUGCUCAUCGCUGCAACCUACUUCAGCUGUUGACCAAAACAUCUCCAUGUCUGCUGUUGUGAAGUGACAUAUUUACAGAGCAAUUUGAUGAAAUUGCUUAACACUACGUUAUGUGGCGCUCUCUGUAAGUUCACCCACUGACAAGAGUCUAAUGACCGAGCAGGAGCCUCCAUUGCUUCUGACUUUAGAAAGAUUCAUUCCUUACCAUGAAGAACUUUGCCGCCAUAAAUCAGUGCAUAAUAGACAAUAGGUGCAGGAGUAGGCCAUUCGGCCCUUCGAGCCAUUCAAUGGCUGAUCAUCCCCAAUCAGUACCCCGUUCCUGCCUUCUCCCCAUAUUCCCCCGACUCUGCUAUUUUUAACAACCCUAUCUUGCUUUCUCUUGAAAGCAUCCAGAGAAUCUGCCUCUACCGCCCUCUGAGGCAGAGAAUUCCACAGACUCGCCAUUCUCCGUGAGAAAAAGUGUUUCCUCGUCUCCGUUCUAAAUGGCUUACCCCUUAUUCUUAAACUGUGUAGCCCCUGGUUCUGGACUCCCCCAACAUCGGGAACAUGUUUCCUGCCUCUAGCGUGUCCAAGCCCUUAACAAUCUUAUAUGUUUCAAUGAGAUCCCCUCUCAUCCAUAAUCUUGACAUUGGAGUCUGGAUUUUCGGUGCUUCAGUCGUUGCCAUUGUUUCCAAUGGGAGAUAUUAACUGAUGAAGGUGUUUAGAUUUACAUUGAACCACAGUUGAUCAUUUUGCAUCAGAAUUGACCGGCUCUAGAUUGAGAUGACAUUAAGCUGUCACUAUGGCUGAGUUUUAACGUAGCCCAUUAUCGUCAUCCCAUGAUGUUUCUAGGGAACGGGAGAAUUUAACAAACCUAUUUGACAAAAUUUAACAAAAGAAGCACGUUACCUAAAUGAAAAGCUGCACACCCGGAACCGUUCAAUUAGCUAAAGUGUAGGUCAGCUGUUGCCUUAAAAAUUAAAUAACUAUUAUUUAUUAAAAAUUCAAAAGUUAAAAAUCCCAAACAAAUAACCCAAAUGCAAAUAAAAUUACCACCAAAAUACAUACAAUUUAAAAAAAAUUAAAUCCAUUUAAAAAAAAUGUGAAUGCUGAUGAUCCCAAUGAGUGCAGAUAGUCUCUUGAGCGAUUAAUGCUUUCUGUAAUUUCAUCACCAGAAAAUCUAAAACCACCUCGUUCUCUGUAAAGCAUAUACCUAGCCAUCCUAAAAUAACACAGUAGAGGUCCUACUGUGGCCAUAUUGCAUUUGUCAACAACUCCCUCCUCCAUAUGAUGAUGCUUGUUCGCUUCCUUGAGAUUUCGUGGCCCUGGGACAUCCGACGUUGUCCUCAAAAGUGCAACUAGUACUUGUUUUGCUGAUACCCUCCCAGACUAACUCCUCCUUUAGUACCUCAGGAGAAACUGCAGAUGCUGGAAUCCUGAGCAGAAAAACAAACCACUGAAGGAUCUCUCAGGAAGGGUUUCAGCCCGAAACGUUGCCUAUUUCCUUCGCUCCAUAGAUGCUGCUGCACCCGCUGAGUUUCUCCAGCACUUUUGUCUACCAAAAGAUCUCUGGGUCAGGCAGCAACUGUGGAGGACAAAUGACCAUCCGGGUCUAGCACCUUCUCCGUCUCGAGAAAGGUUCUGACAUGAAACGUCACCUGUCGAUUCGCUCCAUGGGUGCUGCUUGACCUGCUGAGUUCCUCCAGCACUUUGGCUUUUGCUCAGGAUUCUAGCAUCUGCAGUUUCUCGUCUCCUAAACAACUCCCACUCUCUCUGCAAAUUUGCUUCCGUUCAUCUGGUACUUGCAAGCACGUGGCGGAAUAGCUGGUCAAACUGGCAAACAGGAGCACAGGUGUAGGAAACAAUUUACGUCAUUGACCAUUAAACUAAUGUGGAAUCUG